Molecule: messenger RNA, 1876 nt
Organism: Oryza sativa Japonica Group (Japanese rice)
Lineage: Eukaryota; Viridiplantae; Streptophyta; Magnoliopsida; Poales; Poaceae
Product: UDP-xylose transporter 3
Cellular component (GO): Golgi apparatus
Molecular function (GO): antiporter activity; UDP-xylose transmembrane transporter activity
Source: RefSeq, a predicted model, not a curated record
UCUCCAUUUCCAAUCCAUCUCAUCACCGACGACGCGAGAAGAGGGACGACCUUCCCCCGUAUAAAAACUCCACCUUUGUCUCCUCCCCUCCCCCCUUCCCUCCCAUCCCCCGAUUCGCCACCGCGAAUCCCACCACCACCCGCAGAUCUCCGCCUCGGCGCCAUUGCCCACCCUCCACGCCCCCGCCAGAUUCGCCCAGAUCCACAGCCGGGUGCAUCCGGCGGCGUGGCUGGGGCGCCCUCGAUCGGGAAGCUUUGAUCUUCGUACCCUUUUUGCGGUGGGCGGGCGGCGGGCGGCGGAGGAGGAGGAGAUGGGUGUCGGCGGGGAGAAGUUCCAGCUGGGGACGGUGGGGGCGCUGAGCCUCUCCGUGGUGUCAUCCGUCUCCAUUGUCAUCUGCAACAAGGCGCUCAUGAGCUCCCUCGGCUUCAACUUUGCCACUACCUUGACGAGUUGGCAUCUUCUUGUCACAUUUUGCUCCCUCCAUGUAGCAUUAUGGAUGAAGUUCUUCGAGCACAAGCCUUUCGACUCGAGAACUGUCAUGGGAUUUGGAGUGCUCAAUGGCAUCUCCAUUGGCCUCCUCAACUUGAGUCUUGGUUUUAAUUCUGUUGGAUUUUACCAGAUGACAAAGCUGGCUAUCAUCCCAUGCACUGUUAUUUUGGAGACUCUUUUCUUCAGGAAGAAGUUCAGCCGGAGUAUCCAACUGUCCCUUUCAGUGCUCCUCUUUGGUGUCGGUGUUGCAACAGUGACUGAUCUGCAACUCAAUGCUGUGGGAUCCGUAUUGUCCUUGCUGGCAAUUAUUACAACCUGCAUCGCGCAAAUUAUGACAAACACUAUCCAGAAGAAGUUCAAGGUUUCUUCAACCCAAUUAUUAUACCAAUCUUGCCCCUAUCAAUCACUGACCCUCUUCCUUAUUGGUCCAUUCCUUGAUGGAUUUUUGACUAACCAAAAUGUAUUUGCAUUCGACUACACAUCCCAAGUUGUGUUUUUCAUUGUAUUAUCGUGCUUGAUAUCUGUCUCAGUGAACUUCAGCACUUUCCUUGUGAUCGGAAAGACUUCUCCUGUCACUUACCAAGUCCUGGGCCAUCUUAAAACAUGCCUAGUACUGACCUUUGGUUAUGUUUUGCUUCAUGACCCAUUUAGCUGGAGAAACAUACUCGGCAUCCUAAUUGCAGUAGUUGGAAUGGUCUUAUACUCAUACUUCUGCACAUUGGAGGGCCAGCAAAAAAACGCCGAAGUCUCCCCACAACAGCUCUUCAAAACGCCAUAUAUUACAGGCGAAAGAAGGCGAUUCGGCUCCUUUGAUCUCAGACUCUCUGAGCAAAGUUGAGAAUGGAGGUGGAGUGGUUGAUGAUGAGCCUCUCAAGGUACCGAUGUGGAGCUCAAAGUACUCAAGGGCGUGAAAAUACCUUCCUUUUAGAAGGCGGCAUUAUACAGGAUUCAAUUUGGUAGGCGGAUAGUAGGGUUGGAAGCCAACCCAGAUUGUAAUGAACAUUCCAGUUACAUUUUUGGGUUUAUUUAACAUUACUAUCUAGUAUCUACUAGCAGUAAAAGGGUUCUUGGGAGGAUUUUACCUUCAAGAUAGCAGAUCUGCCUUGAAACUUAGACAACAGAUAUUGUAUGAUUGUAUCUGGAUAUGCUCCACAUCUUUCUCACUGUAACUUCCUAUGGGAACAUAGAUCCACAGAUAGACUUCAUUCUUUUGUACCAAAGAUCCAGAGAACUAGAGAUCUGCAAGGUUCAAGUUUGUGACUGUAAGUUUAUGUUUACUUUGGACCCAGUGAUGGAGCUUUUGUAUAUUUAGGACCAAGUGCAAAGAGGGGUUCUUUUCCAACAAGUUUUCAAUGCAAUAACAUGGAACAAUUGUUCUCUUCAAUCA